Molecule: messenger RNA, 471 nt
Organism: Ceratotherium simum simum (southern white rhinoceros)
Lineage: Eukaryota; Metazoa; Chordata; Mammalia; Perissodactyla; Rhinocerotidae
Source: RefSeq, a predicted model, not a curated record
AUGAGCUUCCACCUGCCAGGCAACAAUGUGCAAUUAAGUUCAUGGUGUUCCCAGAACCAGCAGGAACCCAGGAUUCCCCAGCGUGGUCUCAGCUAUGCACUCGUUGUCUCCCACAGGGCCAAGGUGAAGAAAGGCGUGAACAUCGUUGGGGUGAGAGCCAGCAGCCCUUCCAUUUGGGAUGUCAGGGAGAGCACAGAUUAUACUGGGAAGUAUGCACCAGCUGUCAUCCUUUGUCAGAAGAAAUCUACUGGCUCGGAAAACAGUGUGGAUGGCGCCUCCUAUGAAGUCAUGCAGAUCGACAUAGAAAUCGAAGAGCCCAGUGACAUGCCCACCACACAGCUCGUCACAUGGCAGGUUGAAUAUCCAGGAGACAUCACUUCUGACUUGGGUGUAUCCAAGAUCUACGUGAGCCAAAAGGACUUGAUCGCUGUCAUACCUCUGGCCAUGAAGUACUUUUACUGUCAGAAGUGA